Pleurotus ostreatus (oyster mushroom) is the source of this 3930-nucleotide messenger RNA. RefSeq lists its product as uncharacterized. The transcript is spliced from 5 exons. NCBI's taxonomy places the organism in Eukaryota, Fungi, Basidiomycota, Agaricomycetes, Agaricales, Pleurotaceae. The coding region runs from base 1 to 3930 and encodes 1309 amino acids. The record is from RefSeq and is a predicted model, not a curated record.
AUGCACAGUCUAUUCUCUCGGUCACGAACCAAUUCGACGCCAAAAAAGCCGCAGGUCGACGAAUUUGGUGCCAUCUCCUCGCCGUCCUCCAAGAAGUCGAAGAAAAAGCAGGCCAAUCUCCCACCACCACCUGAGCCUCAACUACCAGAUAACUCAUUUCUUCCGACACACCUCGACCGACCGCGAGACGAGUUUGGAGGGUUUCAACCCCCAAAGGAUCACGACUAUGGCUACCUUUCCUAUGAGCGACAUGUCGUGCUAGGGAUCCAAGACGUUGCUCGACUGGUCGAGGUCUUGACCCACGAGCUCGUCACGCGGGGCGGCAUAACGACGCCAUUCAUAUUCAGCAGUUCUGCCUUGGACAUUUCACCGUCGGCAGUGAAGAGGUUGAUUUCCUUGUUCUUGGAGACGUGUAAAUCCGGAGUUUCGUUAGAGAAAGCGGACAAACGAUGGCGAGAGGAGGCGCGUUUCGCCGGCCCUCAUGACUUAGGGAUGUGUUUGCGUUGGGGGUUGGCCCGAGCAAUGCGAAUACAAGGUGGUCAAGAGGUUAGGGGGCUCCUUCCUUGGGAUAUGUAUCGCCAAUUCAAAGAAACGGAAGCUGCUACGGGUUAUUCGCCUUCUCAUUUCUCAACCAUCCUUGACGACCUAAUCCCUCCUCUUCGCUCUGUCAUCUUGACCACAUUCUCCCUGUUGACUCGCCUCACUGCAAAUAGCGCUUCUUCAGGCCACACGCCACCCACGCUUUCUACCCUAUUCGGGCCACUAUUCUUUGGGCUAGGUCCCCAAUUGCGAUUGCAAACAUUUCAAGGCUCGUACACACAAUACCUCGAAGCCGCCAAUGCCACGGAACACCUCAUUCUCGCUUUUAUCCGUUGGCAAGACUUUCCUUCAGGUCGUCCCGGUACUGCAACUUCCACUGUUGACUUCGGCGGGGAUUUGCAGGCUCGCGACCUUGCUAAUAACGCUUCGUUUGGUACACUUGGCGUUCCAACUCGCCUGAAAGAAUGGAUCAAAGGAUACCCCUCAAUGCUGAACAACAUCAGCUUUUCAAGUACUAGGAAUGGACACCCUCAAGCUCGACGGGGAGCUCGCACUGUACGCGUUGUCAGCGUUCGUCGGAACGUCAGAGUGUACAGCGCCGAUUUGGUUAAGAGUGGAGCCUCAUGGGGAUACGUCCCUCCUUCCGCGCGUCUGAACCCCAACUCCUUCAACGCCCUAGCAUCUUCCAAAGAAUGGCAGAGAAUAACGCCGCCGGGCAUGAAGCUACCUCCUCGCUAUUCGGAAUCCUACAAGAAACGGAUGAACAUGCACUCCAGUGUCGUUCCCGAAUUUGGACCUGGCCCUUCUUCCUCAGCAACAAGCUCGCCGACCUCGAUCUCAACUACGCCUUCAUUUGCAUCCACGAUGUCUUCGGCGACGUCAAUGGAUAGUAUGAACAUAUCACUUGGAUCUAGGGAGGGUGAAGAUCGAUUUCGAUCUCUAACGGACCUCAAAUGGGGCGAGUUCGAGUCCAUGGGCUUCGGGGGACUCGGCGCAGACGGGGAGGCUGAGAGGAAGCUUCAGUUCGAUUUAACCGAAAGCGCUCGCAUGUCCCGAUCGGAAAAACGAGCUACACUAUCAUGGACAGACUUUUCAUCUGCUGGAUUCUCUCGCGCGGACGAUCCCCUUUCCACCACACUGCAGUUCAGUACGCCGAUUGUUAGCUCAAUGUCCUCUUGGUCUGUCCGUGAAGCCGAGCUGACGAAGAAACUACGGAAAGCCCAGCAACAAAGCAACAAGAAUAUGCCUGCCUUUGACUGGGAUACGGAACCUAUCCUAGGUGGAGAGGAAGUUGUGGAAGAAGGGUUCGUCGACGUGUUCUGUGAUCUUGUGUGCGGAAGUGGUUGGUUAGAGGUUGAGCUGGAGAGAGCCGCUAGUGAUCUUCUUGAUCGAGAAUGCAACUGGGCAUUAGUCGAGUUCAGGUCGUUGCCCCAUUCGCGCUCUCCGGCCACAGAUUCAUCCCCGUUAUCUACAUCACUCUCAAGCUCCACCCAGUCAUCUUCUUUGGAUCCUCGUUCAGCCGCCACCCUGAUUCUCUUUGAAGAAUUCAUUCCGCUUGAAUACCGGCAGAAACUUCGGGCAGCCCUAGGGUCGUCUAGUCGACGGCGCCUGCCUUCUCUAUUCUCAUCAGCGUCACAGGCUACUAUCUCGUCGCCAUCGAAGAACAAACAGUGGAAAACGACACCAUCGGUGGCAAAUGGACGUGGAUACGCUGCACCCCUAACCCCUUCACGCCAUGACGCUGAGUUCGACAGCAUGCUUCGCGGAGGCUCAGUGACGAAGGUUAUCUCUCUGAGUGGCGGUGGGGCUAGGACAAUAACAACGAGCCCUCUGCCUGUGUCCUCAACUGACCGUUCCUCGACGCCCAGACCGCAGGGAAUCCCGCAACUUUAUACCAGGGAUGAGGCCCGUGACGGUGAAUCGCCUCCCCCUCCACCGCCUUCCUCUGCUAAGAAAUCACGAUUUAAGUUCUCCACUGGUCUUCCCGUUAGUCCACACCCGGCGAAGAAGGGGACCUACCCGCCUGCGGAGUAUUCGAGCGUUGAAUUUGAGACAAGAUUAGCGAGUUAUAGUGACGAAGAACGGAAUAGUGGAGGCGACGGUGUGACGGACGAGGCUGAGAAGCAGAAGAGACGACAAUCACGAGACGAUGCAUGGGUGGAUAUACUGGUAGCCACUCACAAUCGGCGAAUGGGUGGGCAAGAAGCUGAGAUGCGGGCUCCAGGGGAGCGACGACGGCGAGUGGGCCCAGAUCCGGAGCUGGCGAGCUUGGAGGUAGCCCAGGUGCUAGCAAGCGUUCAGCAAGAGCGCUCCAUGUCCCCGCUAUCCGAUGACGAGUUAGAGCGUCGAUUUGGAGCGAAAGAGGAAGAAGCAUCUGUGUCCCAGCCCAUUUCAGUGUUCGAGUCUUUGCAGGAUGCAGAUGUGGACGAGAUCCAAACUGUGCCACGCACCCGGGGCACGCUCGUCGAGAGCAUCGAUGAUCGGGAUACUUUAGAAUACGCAUCUUCCCUGGGCGCAGAGCCCGUUAUGGAGCCCGUCAUGGACCCGACGCCCGAGGAAGUCGUUCUACCACCACGGAAAGGAUUAGGCUAUUUUGACCUGCAUCCUGAGCGAAGACCAGCAUUGAACAGUCCUGAAGACGACGAAGAUCCUAGACAUCGUCUAGCUUACAUGGAUAGUGACGACGAAGGUGGAAACGACAAUGAACCUGUCACACCCCCUCAAGCAGCUGAAGUCUUGCUACAACCCGUCGCCCCGCUACGACCAUUACCCAAAGUUCCCCCCGUCCGGGCUGUUUCGCCUGUUGCCAGUCCCGCCGUCUCUCCAUUGGUUCUUAAACCUAAGCCAGCCCAAUCCGAAAUCCCCACGAGUAUCAAGGUAGAGCAAGCAAACCUUGCACAACGCGAUCCCUCCCCGUCCAAGGUGGAACUACCCCGCAUACCAGCGGCAAUUCCGAUUACCAAUGGCCAGCAUCAUGGAAAUGGCAUCAGCAACGGACAUGCAACUGAGGUCGUCGCCGAUAAAGCUCCACUUGGAACCAAGACGGCCGCCUUGAUUGAAAUGUAUCGCGAACGUGAACGAAGUGUUUCGCCCAAGCCUUCUACGCUGCCACCCCCCAUCACUGCGCCAGUUAUCCAACCUCCAUCGCGACUUCCGGUCCCUGUGAGGGCUCCUGUUCUAGCUAAGGACACCGUCCCUGCUGCCAUCCCCAUCCCCACCAUCUUGGCGCCUCAGCAAAUAGCCAUCCCUGCGCAUGUUCCAGUAGAUCUCUCCCCCGUGGAGCCGCCUCGCGUGGUCAUCGAAGAAACUGGCCGCGCUAGUCCAGCCCGCUAUGUACACGGAGCACCUCUACACAACGUCAUGGAAGAGGAGGAGGAGGAGGAUGCUUAA